This is a messenger RNA of Drosophila albomicans, 464 nucleotides long. Its product is annotated as translation initiation factor IF-2. NCBI's taxonomy places the organism in Eukaryota, Metazoa, Arthropoda, Insecta, Diptera, Drosophilidae. The record is from RefSeq and is a predicted model, not a curated record. The transcript has 2 exons. The coding region runs from base 44 to 385 and encodes 113 amino acids.
GGAUUUCUCUUGGAAAUACAUCUGAAGAAAAAGCUUUCUUAAAAUGCGUGCCAUCGUCUUGAUUACUCUGCUCGCUCUCGUUGCCGUGGCUGCCGCUCAAGGUCCACGUGGCGGACGUGGUGGUCGUGGCCCACCACAGGGUGGUCCUCUUGGUGGUCGUCGCGGUCCAGGCGGUCCCGGUGGUCCCGGUGGUCCCGGUGGUCCCGGUGGUCCAGGCGGUCCAGGUGGCCGUCCAGGAGGUCGUCCAUGGAGGAGACCCCACCACCACCGUCGCACCACAAGCACCACCAGUACUACCAGCACCACCAGCACAACGGAAGCGACUACCACGACCGAGGCUGCAACUACUACCACUGAGGCAGCUGAGACUUCUACAGAAGCAUAGGCAAUUGUUACUCUUCAUCAGCCUCUUCUACUACUUUAAAUGUGAAUAAAAAAACCCUUUCUUGCUAGCAUUGAAAAAA